Messenger RNA from Sebastes umbrosus (honeycomb rockfish), 3417 nucleotides. RefSeq names its product glutamate receptor ionotropic, NMDA 1-like. The record is from RefSeq and is a predicted model, not a curated record. Gene Ontology annotation, biological process: ionotropic glutamate receptor signaling pathway; chemical synaptic transmission; regulation of membrane potential. Gene Ontology annotation, cellular component: synapse; NMDA selective glutamate receptor complex; neuron projection. NCBI's taxonomy places the organism in Eukaryota, Metazoa, Chordata, Actinopteri, Perciformes, Sebastidae. The transcript is spliced from 19 exons. Gene Ontology annotation, molecular function: NMDA glutamate receptor activity. Bases 593 to 3262 code for a protein of 889 amino acids.
UCACAGACGGUGCUGGAGGAGAGGAGCGGGAGCGCUCGUCGGUCAGGAUCCAAGGACGCACCGCGGGCACGCGCGCUGCAGGUCAUCUGGAAGCAUCAACAGGACGGAGACCCGGUAGAGACCCGGUAACCGGAGAACCGGAGAGGGACCAGAGGACCGUUUACCGGUUAACGGGAUGAGUUGAUGAGAUAUUUAAUAUUUGAUGUUUGUUUGUGUUGAAGGAGACACGAAGAAGAAUCAACAGGACCCGCCGCCCCCCCACCGAACCGGGUCUGAUGUUUAAUUAAAAACAUCAUUUAAUCCUCCGGAGAGGAAGAACCCGGUUCCGGUUCGGUCCACCGGGACCAGAACACACCGACCACCGGACAGACCACCGGACAGACCUCCGGAUCAACAGAUCAUUAUUUGAUUCAUUAUUGAUUAUUAUUGAUUAUUAAAGAUCAGAACACCUUUAACCCGACGGACCCGGCUGGUGGUACCGGACCGGUACCGGGACCACCGGGAGGAUCACCGGGAUUUAAAUAAAUCACAGACGGUGAAAAUCAACAGGAGACCACCGGACGACGUUUACCGGAAUCCUGACCGGAGAACCAUGGAGCUGCGCGGCGUGCUCCUCCUCGCCGUGCUGCAGUGCUGUUCGGUGGCCCGCGGCGGCUGCGAGCCCCGGCUGGUGAACAUCGGCGCCGUGCUGAGUCAGAAGCGCUACGAGCAGGUGUUCAAGGAGGCGGUGACUCAGGCCAACACGCUGUACGGGAAGGACAAGUUCAAGAUGAACGCCAUCUCUGUCACGCACAAACCCAACGCCAUCCAGAUGGCCCUGUCCGUCUGCGAGGACCUCAUCUCCAACCAGGUGUACGCCAUCCUGGUGAGUCACCCUCCUCAGUCCAACGACCACCUGACUCCAACGCCGGUCUCCUACACCGCCGGCUUCUACCGGAUCCCCGUGGUCGGCCUGACGACGCGCAUGUCCAUCUACUCUGACAAGAGCAUCCACCUGUCCUUCCUGAGGACGGUCCCUCCGUACUCCCACCAGGCUCACGUCUGGUUCGACCUGAUGAGAGAGUUCAGGUGGAACCACAUCAUCCUCAUCGUCAGCGACGACCACGAAGGACGAGCUGCUCAGAAGAGACUGGAGACGCUGCUGGAGGAGCGAGAGACCAAGGCGGAGAAGGUGCUGAUGUUCAGCCCCGAAACCAACCUGACGGCUCUGCUGCUGGAGGCCAAAGACCUGGAGGCCCGAGUCAUCAUCCUCUCUGCCAGUGAGGAUGAAGCUGCAGCGGUGUAUAAAGCGGCCCGUCAGCUCAACAUGACCGGUUCCGGCUACGUCUGGCUGGUCGGAGAGAGAGAGAUGACCGGCAAAGCUCUGAGUGAAGCUCCAGACGGCCUGCUGGGCCUCCAGCUGAUUAACGGUAAGAACGAGUCGGCCCACAUCGCGGACGCCGUGGCGGUGGUGGCCCAGUCUCUGCAGGAGCUGUUUGAGAAGGAGAACAUCACGGAGCCUCCGCGGGGCUGCGUGGGCAACACCAACAUCUGGAGGACCGGGCCGCUCUUCAAACGAGUGCUAAUGUCAUCCAAGUACCCUGACGGUCUGACCGGACGAAUCGAGUUUAACGAUGACGGCGACCGGCGCUUCGCCACCUACAGCAUCCUGAACUACCAGCAGAAGCCGGGUCGCCUCGUCCAGGUCGGGGUCUUCAACGGGUCACAGGUUGUCAUGAACCCUCAGAGGAAGAUCAUCUGGCCCGGAGGAGAGACGGAGAAACCAGUCGGAUACCAGAUGUCAACCAAACUCAAGAUCGUGACCAUCCAUCAGGAGCCGUUUGUUUACGUGAAGCCAACGAAGCUUGACGGGACGUGUAAAGAGGAGUACACCGUCAACGGAGUCCUGAUCAAGAAGGUGAUCUGUACCGGACCCAACGGGACCACACCAGGUCAGCCCAUCGUCCCUCAGUGUUGCUAUGGUUUCUGCAUCGACCUCCUCAUCAAGCUGGCGAUGAGCAUGAACUUCACCUACGAGGUUCACCUGGUGGCUGAUGGGAAGUUUGGCACGCAGGAGCGCGUAAACAACAGCAACAAGAAGGAGUGGAAUGGGAUGAUGGGGGAGCUGCUGGGAGGUCUAGCCGACAUGAUCGUAGCUCCUCUCACCAUCAACAACGAGCGCGCUCAGUACAUCGAGUUCUCCAAACCCUUCAAGUACCAGGGGCUCACUAUCCUCGUCAAGAAGGAAAUCCCUCGCAGCACUCUGGAUUCAUUCAUGCAGCCGUUCCAGAGCACACUGUGGCUGUUAGUCGGUCUGUCGGUCCACGUGGUGGCAGUGAUGCUUUACCUAUUAGACCGGUUCAGCCCGUUUGGAAGGUUUAAAGUGAACAGUGAAGAAGAAGAAGAAGACGCCCUCACCCUGUCCUCCGCCAUGUGGUUCUCAUGGGGAGUACUGUUGAACUCUGGGAUAGGAGAAGGAGCUCCCAGGAGUUUCUCAGCGAGGAUUCUGGGUAUGGUGUGGGCAGGUUUCGCUAUGAUCAUAGUAGCGUCCUAUACUGCCAACCUGGCAGCCUUCCUUGUGUUGGACCGGCCUGAGGAGCGCAUCACUGGCAUCAACGACCCCAGGCUGCGUAACCCAUCAGAUAAGUUCAUCUACGCCACAGUGAAGCAGAGUUCGGUGGAUAUCUACUUCAGACGGCAGGUGGAGCUGAGCACCAUGUACCGGCACAUGGAGAAGCACAACUACGAGAGCGCCGCUGAGGCCAUCCAGGCCGUCAGAGACAAUAAGCUUCAUGCCUUCAUCUGGGAUAGCGCUGUGUUGGAGUUCGAGGCGUCACAGAAGUGCGAUCUGGUGACGACAGGAGAGCUUUUCUUUCGCUCCGGAUUUGGGAUCGGAAUGAGGAAAGACAGUCCGUGGAAACAGAACGUUUCUCUGGCUAUUCUCAGCUCUCAUGAGAACGGCUUCAUGGAGGAUCUGGACAAGACGUGGGUUCGGUACCAGGAGUGCGACUCAAGGAGCAACGCCCCCGCUACCCUCACCUUCGAGAACAUGGCAGGUGUGUUCAUGCUGGUUGCCGGGGGCAUCGUCGCCGGUAUCUUCCUCAUCUUCAUCGAGAUCGCUUACAAACGCCACAAAGACGCUCGCAGGAAACAGAUGCAGCUCGCCUUCGCUGCCGUGAACGUCUGGAGGAAGAAUCUGCAGGUACCGGACUCUAUUCUAUUCUACUGUACUCGACUGUACUCUACUGUAUUCUGUUGUUUUUUUUACUGUACUCUACUCUAACUCCACUCUACUGUUUUUACUGUAUUCUACUCUAACUGUAGUCCAGUGUUUUCUACUGUACUCUACUCUACUCUAACCGUACUCUACUGUUUUCUACUGUACUCUACUCUAACUCUACUCUACUGUUUUCUACUGUACUCUACUCUACUCUAACU